Populus nigra (black poplar) is the source of this 864-nucleotide messenger RNA. Its product is annotated as tetraspanin-15. Gene Ontology annotation, cellular component: plasma membrane; plasmodesma. The transcript is spliced from 2 exons. Gene Ontology annotation, biological process: auxin-activated signaling pathway. Bases 1 to 864 code for a protein of 287 amino acids. NCBI's taxonomy places the organism in Eukaryota, Viridiplantae, Streptophyta, Magnoliopsida, Malpighiales, Salicaceae. The record is from RefSeq and is a predicted model, not a curated record.
AUGGCAGAAAAUUCUAACCCUACAGAAGCACUUGCAGUGAUAACAACAAAAGAGACUACCAAAACUAAUAAACGAACUGUAGAAAAUACAGACUCUGAUAAAGGAACUCAAGUAAGAAAAUAUGCAGGCUUAUUAUCAAUAUUCACUUUUGUGCUUUCUGUUUUGAUCAUUGCCUUAGCUAUUUGGUUGCUUUACAUGAGAGAUUACGACUGUGAGAAGCUCUUGAGGCUACCGAGAUUACAGAUGGGCAUUGGCAUUGGUUUGAUAUUUGUUUCCUUGAUUAGCAACAUUGUUGUGUUCUUGAGACCACGGUUUCCAGUGCCAGGUUUUUUCAUAGUUAUGGUGCCGUUGAUCGUGAUGUUCACAAUGGGACUUGCACUUGUGGGAGCUAACAAGAUGGAAAGCAGGAGAUUGGUGGCGACACCAAUGUGGUUCAGAGAAAAAAUCCGCAAUCAUGACGACUGGGAGAAUAUUAAAUCUUGCAUUUUCAGUUCAGGAACAUGCGAUGAUUUGGUGUCCAGGUCGUUGAAUCUCAAAGCAUUUGAUUUCAGUAUCAAGAAAUUAUCAUCUAUAGAGACUGGAUGUUGCAAACCACCAUCAAUAUGUCAAAUGGAGUAUGUGAACGCCACAUUUUGGAUAAAAGUUGACGGCGCAGUGGAUGAAUCACAACUGCAAUAUAGUGACUGUGCUACAUGGCGGAAUGAUCCAAGCACCCUGUGCUACAACUGCGGAUCUUGUAGACGUGGUUUUGUGAGAAUAAUGGAAAGUAAAUGGAGGAAUCUCGGAGUCCUCCUCAUCUUAAUGGGGUUACUUCUUGCUAUUGCUCACAUAUUAUUAUUCGUUAUGGUUAUGUGGGAGAGAUAA